GCGAUCGCCAAACCGAAUCAGGAAAUGGGAACGAUGACCUGACGCCGCCGGAGUUGGAGAUUUUAUCGUGUGUCUGUUCUGUCAAAGUUGGAAGAAUUAAGUCGCCUGCUGACGGCGUCUCAUUCACUGUACGAUCUUUUAACCGUUAAAGCUAAAGUUUACACCUUUCGCUUCUUUCAGUCAAGGAAAAACAAGACUCGACAGAAGGUUCGCGCCGAUCAACUUUUAUGGAUGACAAUAAUGAAGGCACGCCAGCCUCUGGGAUAAAAGGCGCUGUUUACGGUUCCGUUUUGUUUUUCUUUUUAGUCUGAGGUUGUUCUGUUCAUACGAAAACAUCCACUGCACAUCCAGACCUGUUACGUCACUCAAAUACUACACAACACAGGAUUUACAGAAGUGGCACGUGCGGUGUGUGUGCGCGCAGUCCUGUUUAUCUUAUAAUAAGAUAAUGGAGCUCGUGCCGUGUCCGGCCAGUACGCACACCACGCCUCUUCCCCACGCUGGACCCAGCAGGUGACCGGGCAGGUGUAGCAGCAGAAUGCCGUCCGAUGUGGAGUACAGCCCGGUGGGAGAGGGGCUGGGGAUGCGAGACUUCUGGCUGUACGUGUGGCUGCGGAGGGCGGCGCUGAUUGCGGCUCAUGUCACCGGCCUCGGUCUGACCCUCACCAUCUCCCUGCUGUCCAGACCCGGAACUAGUCUGUUUUCUUGGCAUCCAUUGUUAAUGUCUGUUGCAUAUUGUCUGUGUUUGACAGAGGGCAUCCUUCUCUUCUCCGCUGAGGGAUCCCCCUUCUGCUUCAAAUCUCGCAAAUGUAAAAUCCGCCUCCACUGGUUCUGUCAAGCUCUGGUCCUGAUAGCUUCAGCCAGCGGAUUUGGUUUCAUGGUGGCCAGCAAGAACGUCUCAGAGAUCCCUCACCUGGUCACCUGGCAUAGUCUGCUAGGCGUCUGCACGCUGGCAGCCACCGUGCUUCAGGCGGCUUGCGGCGUGUGCCUGAACUUCCCCAAGCUGCUGCGCCUGCCCUCGUCUCUGCCCAAGCUGAAGCUGUACCACGCCACCUGCGGCCUGGUGGUCUACCUGCUGUCCACGGUCACCGUGGUGUCGGCCAUGUUCUCAGACUGGUUCCAGGCUACGGUGAAAGGUGUGGUGUGGUGGGUCUUCCUCCUGCUGCCCUUCUUUCCCGCCCUGGUGGUCAUGAACCAGAUCACCAGUGCUUACCUGCCACGCAAGAAGAUCUCCAACUAGGAGGCGCAGAGGACUCCCACUGGAUUCCAGUGAAAGCAAAGGGCUUGACACACCGGUCAACUCAAAGACAAUAGGGCUGUGACAUGUUAUAUCUAAGAUAUUCAAAGAGCUGCACACACAGACAAACAUGUUUAUUUAAAAACAUUAGGCUUACUAUGGGACUACUAUGAUGCCUCCUCCACUGCCUCAAUCAGAUGGAAUGCUAACAAACGAGUCUGCAGGUUUGUCUUUGUUAUUUACGACAGGGUUUCUUAUUCCUGGUCUCUCAGGACCCACUGCCCAGCAUGUUUUAAAUAUUUCCCCGCUUUAACACACACCUAAUUCAAAUGCUCAGGGGAAACAUCUAAAAUCCUGAAGACCAAAUCCUUGUUCCUUUUUUUUGUUUUGUCUUUUGAAUCAGCUCCUGUUUACACGGAUACAUGCACACCCAGUGUAUUUUAAGGGUCACACAUAUGUCUCAAAAUAACUUAAUACAUUUGAACUUACUAAAUGGAAGCAGCACAACAAAUAUGCAGUGAAAGCAAAAAACAUCUGUGUAUGUGUGUGUGUGUGUUCUGGAAUCUGAAAGGACACAUGCUGUGAUUGAUGAUUCUACACCAGCCCAUUAUUUCUAUUUAUUUAUUCAUUCAUUAGUGAUAGUUUAAUGACACAUGUACAGUGUGGUUCAGUCCCACAUUUCUCACAAACACAUCAUCAAAAACUGUGAGGCUGAUAUCUUUUUCAACUCCCUUUCUUUUCUUCUGGUUAUGGAUAAUUUGUCAACAUCAUCGCUAAUUUGAGUAUUUCGCUAAAAUCAUUGUGGAGUGUAAAGCACACAUUUCUGUUACUGAGUUUCAAUAAAUGUGAAAGUCAAACAUUCAAAUUCA
This is a messenger RNA of Solea senegalensis (Senegalese sole), 2106 nucleotides long. RefSeq names its product probable transmembrane reductase CYB561D1 (gene cyb561d1). Lineage: Eukaryota; Metazoa; Chordata; Actinopteri; Pleuronectiformes; Soleidae. Gene Ontology annotation, biological process: respiratory electron transport chain. The record is from RefSeq and is a predicted model, not a curated record. Gene Ontology annotation, molecular function: transmembrane monodehydroascorbate reductase activity. Gene Ontology annotation, cellular component: membrane. Bases 539 to 1240 code for a protein of 233 amino acids. The transcript has 3 exons.